AAGAACAGCUUGAAUUAGAAUCCGCGCGCGUUUCCCCAUCGAAUUACUUUCGUGCAAACGCUAUCAGUUUUGAGUGAAAAUUAUUAAUAAUAAUAAUAUAUAUAUAUAUACAUAGAAAGUGUAUAUAGAGUCAAUGAUAUAUAGGGUUUUAUGCCUUGGACUGGCACUCCUUUUUGUGCUGGUCGGGGCUGCUUAUCAGCCUGGCGGUCACCAUGAUGGACAGUCCGGGUUAUCAGCAGCGCAUUCUACGUAUGCUGAAGAGCAGCCGAUCUACGAACGGGAUUCGGGCUGCCCGGCACAAUUUCGAGGACUAAUGCCGUAUCCUUAUGACUGCCAUCGGUUUAUUAACUGCGCCGAGGGACGACCUGCUAUCCAAACCUGUGAAUCGGGCACAGCUUUCAAUUCCGAGAAGCGCACCUGUGACCAACAGUCCAAGGUGUCCUGUGAGGGUCCAGUCAGUCGCUCUGCCCGUCUGCAGCAGCGGAGUGGGGAGCCCAAGUGCUCGCCUGGCAAGAGUGGUUUAGAGGUGCAUCCCUACGAUUGCACCAAGUUCCUUAAUUGCGCCAACGGUCGGACUUUUGUGCAGAGUUGUGGACCCGGCACCGCCUUCAGUCCAUCCCUCAUGACUUGUGACUACAAGGACAAAGUGGAUUGCGGCGAUGGUCGCUUUAGCGCAGGCGGAGCAGCUCACGAAGGAUCGCAAGGCUCUACGGAUGGCCUUCAUUGCCCAGCGGGCGCACGCGGUAAUUUUCCGUAUGCCAAUGAUCCCAUUAAGUAUAUCGUAUGUGGGAUUGGCGUGAAGCCACGCUUGGAGCAAUGUGAUCCGGGUGAGAUAUUCGAUAUCCACAAAUUGACCUGCAUUUUCGUUGGCUCCUCCUCUGCCCAAACCCAUGUCUCCUCUGCUGCCAGCCUGAGUGGUCUACACUGUCCAGAAGGAGUCGAGGGUUUGUUUACUCAUCCCUUCGAUCAGACCAAAUUCCUCAACUGUAAGGCCGGCAAUGUAGCCGUCCAGAGCUGUCCUCCCAAUCAGAUCUUUAGUAUAUCAAAGAGUGGUUGCCAAUUUAAGGCACAAUCUGUCUACACUGACUAUGUGUCUUAUAUUGUGUCUGGGAUAAGCCACGACUAUUCUAUGAUGCUCACUAGCUGUCCCCCGGGCACUGAUGGCCUUCAUCUCUAUCCCUAUGAUGCUGCCAAGUAUGUCCGAUGCGCUGGAGGAGUGCUGUCUAUCAUUAGCUGUGGAGAGAAUAUGGCUUAUAGUUUUAUCAAGCGCGCUUGUCGUUUGACUUAUCAUUUGACUAGAGAAGAACGAGUCUGGUUCUUUUAUGAGCUGAGUUCCAUUAGCAGGUCCCAUUACAGUUAUACGGAUAGUCAGGCAUUCCAAUCUUCAUUGACAUCCUGCCCACUUAGUCUACAUGGCAACUACGCAUAUCCCUUCGUUGCCAGUCGCUAUGUGCUCUGUCAAAAUGGACUGUUGCAGGUGGAGUCCUGUCCAGGCGGAACUUUUUUCAGUCUCUCCACUCGAAGGUGCGUGGCACGUCAACAGCUCUCGUCUCAUGAGUAUUUGGACUACUCUUAUAUAAAUAUCCAGCUCCCCACGACAACGAUGCAAGAUCUGACCACUGUUACGUGUCCGGCCAGUGCUCAGGGAUACUAUCUACAUCCCUUCGACUGUACGAAGUAUUUGAACUGUCGCGAUCAGCAGACUUCAAUUGAGAGCUGUGACAAGGGAAAAGUUUUCAGCAUUUCGCAAAGACUUUGCGUGGCAACGGAUCAAUUGGCUGGCAACAACGAUCGCGUGGAGUAUUUAACAGAAACGCCGAACGAGUUCUACCAGGGCAAUCAGGUCGCUGAGGGUCAUCAGUUGCAUACUACACAGAAUGCAAAUAGAGAGGUAGUAUGCCCCUCAGGUGUUAGUGGUCUUCAUCCGCACCCCCACGACUGCACAAAAUACCUAAAUUGUGCCAACGGACAAACUUUUGUUAUGGACUGUGGACCUGGAACAGCUUUCAGUGUAUCUUUGCUGUCCUGUGAUUUUAAGGACAAUGUGGAUUGCGAGAGGCACUCCUUCACUGGCAACACUGCUACAUCCCACGGAGGUUCAGCAAGCUCAAGCGGAUCGGGCUUUAGCGGACAUGGUGGAUUGGGACACGGCUCCUUCAACGGGGCAGGAUGCCCAGCAGGUGCUCGUGGACUAUUCCCUAUUCCCAGCGAUCCUCAGAGCUAUCUCAAGUGUGGAAUCGGAGUUCAGCCAAUUGUGGAGCAAUGUAAUCCUGGACAGAUUUUCGAUGCCCACAGUUUGUCAUGUGUUCGCCCUGCGUACUCUCCAGGCCCAACCCCUCCUUCCUCCGCCGCCAAGCUGAGUAAUCUCCUCUGCCCAGAAGGAGUCGAGGGUUUGUUUGCUCAUCCAUUUGAUCAAACCAAGUUCUUCGACUGCAAGGCAGGCCAAGUUGCCGUUCAGAGCUGUCCUCCCAGUCAGGUCUUUAGUUUAUCCAGAAAUUACUGCCAGCCCAAGUCUCAAUUGGUGUCAAUUGACUAUGUCGCUUAUUUUGUCUCAGAGAUCAACCACGAGUAUUCUAUGAUGCUCACUAGUUGUCCUGCUGGCACUGAUGGCCUUCAUCUCUAUCCCUACGAUGCUGCCAAAUAUGUCCACUGUUCUGGAGGAGUUAUGUCCAUUAUCAGCUGUGGAGAGAAUAUGGCUUAUAGUUUUACUCAACGCACAUGCCGUCCGACGCACCAAAUAUCUAGAGAAGAACGCGUCAAGUUUAUCGUCGAGCUCAGUUUCCAUGGCAGCUCCGGCAAUACGGGUAGUCAGGCCUUCCAAUCUUCAUUGACGUUAUGUCCACAUAGUUUACAGGGCAAAUACGCUCACCCAUUUCAUGCGAGUCAUUAUAUCAUCUGCCAAAAUGGUGUGCUGAGAGUGGAAUCCUGUCCAGCUGGAUAUGUUUACAGUAUAUCUAAACGUAGGUGUUCGGCACGCCAACAGCUCUCGUCGCAUGAAUAUUUGGACUAUUCUUACAUAAAUAAUCACCUCUCCACGAAUUUCUUGCAAGACAUUGCCAGUGUUAAGUGUCCCGCAGAUGGUCAGGGUUACUAUCUUCAUCCCUUUGAUUGCACUAAGUAUUUAAACUGUCGCAAUCAGCAGACCUACAUCGAGAGUUGUGAACGGGGUAAGGUUUUUAGCAUCUCCCAACGACUUUGCGUGGCAACGGAUCAGUUAGCUGCCACCUACGAUCGCGUGGAGUAUUUAUCAGAAACCCCGCACGAGUUCUAUCAGGGCGGGAGAGGAUCACCGAGUCCAAGCGGAUCGGGAUACGGUGGAUCAUCGGGUCACAUAAGUGGAGCCUUCAACGGGGCAGGCUGCCCAGCAGGUGCUCGUGGACUAUUCCCUAUUCCCAGCGAUCCUCAGAGCUAUCUCAAGUGUGGAAUCGGAGUUCAGCCAAUUGUGGAGCAAUGUAAUCCAGGACAGAUUUUCGAUGCCCACAGUUUGUCAUGUGUUCGCCCUGCGUACUCUCCAGGCCCAACCAUUUCUUCCUCUGCCUCCAAGCUGAGUAAUCUCCUUUGCCCAGAAGGAGUCGAGGGUUUGUUUGCUCAUCCAUUUGAUCAAACCAAGUUCUUCGACUGCAAGGCAGGCCAAGUUGCCGUUCAGAGCUGUCCUCCCAGUCAGGUCUUUAGUUUAUCCAGAAAUUACUGCCAGCCCAAGUCUCAAUUGGUGUCAAUUGACUAUGUCGCUUAUUUUGUCUCAGAGAUCAACCACGAGUAUUCUAUGAUGCUCACUAGUUGUCCUGCUGGCACUGAUGGCCUUCAUCUCUAUCCCUACGAUGCUGCCAAAUAUGUCCACUGUUCUGGAGGAGUUAUGUCCAUUAUUAGCUGUGGAGAGAAUAUGGCUUAUAGUUUUACUCAACGCACAUGCCGUCCGACGCACCAAAUAUCUAGAGAAGAACGCGUCAAGUUUAUCGUCGAGCUCAGUUUCCAUGGCAGCUCCGGCAAUACGGGUAGUCAGGCCUUCCAAUCUUCAUUGGCGUCCUGUCCACAUAGUCUACAGGGCAAAUAUGUUCACCCAUUCCUUGCCAGUCACUAUGUCAUCUGCCAAAAUGGUGUGCUGCAAGUGGAGUCCUGUCCAACUGGAUAUGUUUACAGUAUCUCCUUGCACAAGUGUUCCAAUCGACAACAGCUAUCGUCUCAUGACUACUUGGACUAUUCUUACAUAAAUAAUCACCUCUCCACUAAUCUUGUGCAGGAUCUUACCACUGUUAAGUGUCCUCCCAAUGCUCAGGGUUACUAUCUUCAUCCCUUUGAUUGCACCAAGUAUUUAAACUGUCGCAAUCAGCAGACCUACAUCGAGAGUUGUGAACGGGGUAAGGUUUUUAGCAUCUCCCAACGACUUUGCGUGCCAACGGAUCAGUUAGCUGCCACCUACGAUCGCGUCGAGUAUUUAACAGAAACGGCAAACGAGUUCUACCAGGGCAAUCAGGUGACAAGAGAUCAUCAUUGGCAUACUCCCUCGCAGUAUCCAAUUGGUGAGGCAGGCUCAUCGAGCUCAAGCGGAUGGGGCUCUAGCUCUUAUGGUGGAUCAUCGGGUCACAUAAGUGGAUCCGUCAGCGGGGCAAGUUGCCCACACGGUGCACGUGGGCUAUUUCCCAUUCCCAACGACCCUCAUAAGUAUCUCAAGUGUGGAAUCGGCGUAGAGACACGUGUGGAGCAGUGUAAUCCAGGAGAGAUAUUCGAUGCCCAUAGUUUGACAUGUGUUUCUACUGGAGACUUCACUAUCCAAACCCCUACCUCCUCUGCCGCCCAGCUGAGUACUCUCCUCUGCCCAGAAGGAGUCGAGGGUUUGUUUGCUCAUCCAUUUGAUCAAACCAAGUUCUUUAACUGCAAGGCAGGAAAAGUAGCCGUUCAAAGCUGUAUUCCUGGCCACGUCUUUUGUUUAUCCAAAAAUUACUGCCAGCCAAAGUCUCAAUUGGUGUCCACUGACUAUGUGAAUUAUGCUGUUUCAGAGAUCAGCCACGAGUAUUCUAUGAUGUUCUCCCGUUGCCCCUCUGGUACCGAUGGCCAUCAUUUCUAUCCUUAUGAUGCUGCCAAAUAUGUCCGCUGUGCUGGAGGAGUUAUGUCCAUUAUUAGCUGUGGAGAGAAUAUGGCUUAUAGUUUUACUCAACGCACUUGCCGUCCGACGCAUCAAGUAUCGAGAGAAGAACGCGUCAAGUUUAUCGUCGAGCUCAGUUUCACUGGCAGCUCCGGCAAUUCGCAUAGUCAUGAAUUGCAAUCUUUAUUGCCAUCCUGUCCACAGGGUGGACAGGGCAAAUACGCCCAUCCAUUCCUUGCCAGUCACUAUGUCAUCUGCGAAAAUGGUGUGCUGCAAGUGGAGUCCUGCCCAGCUGGAUAUGUUUACAGUAUCUCCUUGCACAAGUGUUCCAAUCGACAACAGCUCUCGUCUCAUGACUACUUGGACUAUUCCUAUAUAAAUAGCCAGCCUUCCACUAAUCUUGUGCAGGAUCUUACCACAGUUAAGUGUCCUCCCAAUGCUCAGGGUUACUAUCUUCAUCCCUUUGAUUGCACCAAGUAUUUAAACUGUCGCAAUCAGCAGACCUACAUCGAGAGUUGUGAACGGGGUAAGGUUUUUAGCAUCUCCCAACGACUUUGCGUGAACAGGGAUCAAUUGGUGGCCGCCUACGAUCGCGUGGAGUAUCCAACGGAAAUGCAGCAUGAGUUCUACCAGGGUAGUGAUAAUGCUAAUGGUCGUCAGCUAUAUCCCACUGAGCAUUCCCUGAAAGUAGAGAUAACUUGCCCGCCUGGUGCUAGUAGACUUCAUCCUCAUCCCUACGAUUGCACCAAGUACCUGAAUUGCGCCAAUAGACAGAUCCUUAUGCAGGAAUGUAGACCCGGUUCAGCCUUCAACAGCGCAAAGGGCAUAUGUGAACACGCCGACCAAGUCGAUUGUACAGGAAGGAGUAGGAGCGCAGUCCAGACUGCUGUACAGUUCACUAGCACUGUGAUUGGUGCUUCCUAUCAUUUGACUUGCCCUGAGAAUGUCUAUGGCAUGUUCGCACAUCCCUUUGAUGCCCGGAGCUAUUUGUAUUGCGUGCAGGGAUACACCUCGAUCAGGCAGUGCCUGCCCACUGAAUACUUUAGCAUCAGUCGAGGCUAUUGUCUUUCGGAACAGCUUGUCUCUGCGACGGAUCGUGUGUCCAUGAUGGGCUAUGUACAGGAGGCUGGCCUACAGCAGGUGGACUUUGUGAGUUGUCCUCGGGAUGCUGUGGGCUAUCAUGCGUAUCCCUUCGAUUGCACAAAGUACUUGAGCUGUGAGGCGGGCGUCACUCGGCUCCAGAGUUGCCCAAAUGGACAACACUUUAGCCUUUCGCUGCACAGCUGUCAGUUGCCGGAACAAGUGCAGCGCAACGAUCGCAUCCACUUGAGCAGUGAGCUGCACACAUUCUUCGAGUGGUGGCAGCAGCUCCAGCGUCAAGGAGUCACUGUUAGCAUUCUGUGUCCCCCCGGUCUGAUUGGCAACUAUCAACAUCCCACGUUGCCCAGCAAGUAUAUCGCUUGCACUGCACCACAAGCUCCGGCACAGAUCCGCAACUGCGAUAGCGAUCAGAUUUUCAGUGUCUCCCGACGUGUUUGUAUGCCAGGCAACCAGGUGCCCACAUACGAUCGAUGCGAUUACAACGCAGAGGACUCCUACGGUUGGAUAGAUCUGCGUCACGAUGGACGUACUCCAAAAGCCUACGGCUCACACACUCAAUAUGGCAGCUCUGAUCAAUACGGCAGCGGAUCCGGCGGCAUUAAAACGACCGUCGUUCGAACUGGCGAUCGCUGGACCAGCAUGAAUAUGCCGCGUCCAGCAGGCAUUGGCUUUGGUCAUGAUGGGGCGAGCACACAGCACUCCCAGGCCAGUGGCUGGUCUGGUCAAGGAAGCGCCUACAGUCACCAGGCGCCCACUCAGAGCGUGCUCUAUGUGGAGGGCUCACUCCAGCCAAAUCGUAAUUAUCCUCAACACUCUGCCACAAAUACAAUCUAUAAGGCAGCGCUGGCUCCCAUGGCGACCACUCCGACUAGUAACAUUUACUAUGCCCAGCCCGUAAAGGAAACUGGCGCCUCAUCACGCUCUGACUUUGGUCGCGCCCAGACAAACAACUGGCAAACAUCACGCAGACCCUUCAAUUCCCAUUCCUCGAAUGGACAGCGACCUCUAGAACUUGACUAUCAGCCCGAUGAAGAUGAUCAGCAGCCGCGUCAGGCUUCACGCAGACCCUUCAAUCCUCAAUCCUCGACUGGACAGCGACCUCUAGACCUUGACUAUCAACCCGAUGAAGAUGAUCAGCAGCCGCGUCAGGCUUCACGCAGACCCUUCAAUCCUCAAUCCUCGACUGGACAGCGACCUCUAGACCUUGACUAUCAGCCCGAUGAGGAUGAUCAGCAGCCCCGUUCGGCUCACGAUCAGCAGCCUAGCGCAUCGCAACUGCAGCCUCGGGAUCAUUUUCAGACAUCUCUUCCGAAGGUGCCUGCUAACCACAGACCCACUUUUCAUGCUCAACCGCAUUCUCCGUCUGAUGAGUCAAAUCUUUAUGGUGGAUUGAAACCACCGCCGCCACCACCUAAUUCACCUUUUAUUCCCGUUCAUCCAAAACAUAAUCCUCAUGCUGCUACUCCGACAGGUCAGCGACCUUUAGACAUUGAUUAUCAGCCCGAUUAUGAUGAUCAGGAGCCACGACCGGCUGCAAGUGGUGAUCAGCAGCCAAGUUUUCAUGCUCAACCACAUUCUCGGUCUGAUGAAUCAAAUCUUUAUGGUGGAUUGCAACCGCCGCCGCUACCACCUAAUUCUCCCUUAUCUCCUAUUCGGCCAAAACAGAAUCCUCAUGCCCUCCCUACAGGACAGCGACCUUUAGACCUUGACUAUAAUCCCGACACGGACAGCCAGCAACCUCAUGCUCAGCCUCAUCCAUCUUACACUCCCGUUUCCCCCGUGCCUGCUAAUCACAGACCCACGUAUCGUGAUCCCAAGCCUGUGACAAAUGAGUCUAAUUUGUACGGUGGCUUGCAGCCGCCCCCACCACCCUCAGCACCAUCCCAGACUACACCAGUUCCCUCCACCAGCUCGACUAAUUUGCGCACGUAUCCCAUUUACCCGCCCGUAUUCAAUGCCACGCCUCCUCAUACACCCAAUAACCCACACUAUAGUCCAUCCUAUUCGGGAGUUGCGCACUCGUAUAAUGCUACCUGGCAGAAGGUGCCACCGGCACCUGCACACGAUCCAUUCAAUGCGCCAGAGGAUUACGUCGAAGCUGACAAUGAUGAUGAUGAUUCGGUGACCACCACCACUACAGAACCAAGCAACUUAAGGCCACCGCCCUUCGACCAUAAGUUUUACAAUCCAACACAAGCCGCUGCCACGCAACCAUCAAAGGUGGCGCUUGGCGAGGCACUGCGUCUGAUGUUGCGUCCCUAUUUCAAUCAUAGCGGCAAUGCCGAGGAGUCUCUAGCCCAACGUGCUGAAUCGGCCAUUGCCACAGCUAUAAGCAAACCACCCACUUCAUCUAAACACCCGACACGCACCACCACCCCGACGACGACGACCACGACGAGUAGAAGCCCGAAUCGUGGCCGACAGACACUGGACGAUGACGCCGAACUGAUUAUGGCUGGCGAACAGGAGAGCCUGGACGAUACUGACAAUGAGUCUGUUGUUCCAGGUGCGGUUGAGACGGCGCGCACUGAGCAGACCCUAAAUCCAACGACGUACGCCUCCGGCCACGACACGACUGACUUCCAACGUGGUACUCGUCGAGUGGACAUAGACACCACAACCAAUUCAAAUACGAAUCAAACACCAAUCCAAUCAACGAACAAUUGGCACACGCGGGUUCACAAUCGUGAGUUCCACCAGCGUCAUCCAAAUCUGCCCGAUCCAUUCGAUAAGCCACAACAACACCACAACCACCAUCAUCCACAUCAUCGCCACCAACACAGCCCACACUACCACAAACUACAUCCCGAGUUGCCCAAUCCAUUUGACCAACCAAAAGAGGUGCAACCGCAGCCAUUUUUUGAUGAGCAGCCCCAACAAGAGUUUGAGGAGUUUGAUCCCGAUUAUCUGCCCAAUCCAAAUGCAGAAGCAACCACUCCACACACACCUAAAGUAGAUUUUCGCAGCGGCUUCGAUGUCACCUGUGAAUUCGACUGCGGCGGUGGCAAGUGUGUGAAACACUUGGAAGUCUGCGAUGGUGUCAACAACUGUGGCAAUCGCAAGGAUGAAAGCCAGUGCGAUCAUCUGGGCUACCAGGUGCGUCUGACGGGUGGCGAAAGUCCACACAUGGGACGCGUUGAGGUUAAGGUCAAUGGUAAGUGGGGCUAUGUUUGCGAUGACAAGUUCGGAUUGCCUGACGCGGAUGUUGUUUGCCGGGAGCUGGGGCACAAAAUGGGCGCCUCUGAGGUGCGUGGCAACUCCUACUAUGAGCCACCGGAGCGUAACUUCAACUAUGUCAUGGAUGAGAUCGAGUGUCGGGGCAAUGAGACGCAUUUAAAGGAUUGCGACUUCAAGGGCUGGGGUGUCCACAACUGUGGCGUCGAUGAGGUUGUCGGUGUCGUUUGCAAAGUGCCCGUAUUGAAGUGCCCCAACAACUUCUGGCUCUGUAAGACCUCCAAGGAAUGCAUUCCGCCCGCUUUUGUCUGCGACAACACCGAGGAUUGUGCGGAUAAGUCGGACGAGAGUAAUGCCGUUUGCAAGGCACCCAUUGAGUACCGCCUGGAGGGUGGUCGCAGCUCCAACGAGGGACGAUUGGAGGUCAAGUAUCAUGACGUCUGGGGCAGCGUUUGCGAUGAUGAUUUCAAUCUCAAGUCGGCGCAGGUGGCCUGCAAUGCGCUGGGCUACUAUGGACCAGCAAAAAUCGAGAAGAACAUCUUUGGACCGGGCAACGGACCCAUCUGGCUGGAUCAGGUCAUGUGCGUGGGCAACGAGACGAGCAUUGACCAGUGCCGCCACUGGAACUGGGGUGAGCACAACUGUAAUCACACUGAGGAUUUGGGACUACGCUGUACGGCAGGACCCCCACCACGUACGUCGCGACAACGCACCAGGUUGGAGGUGGUGAGCAAGAAUCAAACUGCAGCUGGAAAAGGUGGAAAAGGUGUUAGUCUCUCCGACAUUGGACUAUGGGAGAGAUCGAGUAAGGCGUUGCACACGCCACGACGCUGUGGCAUCUUCAAGGACGACCUGUUUGAUGAGUUUGCGCAUCCGGAGCAGCGUGUCAUCAAGGGCAAUGUGGCGCGUCGUGGCCGUCAUCCGUGGCAGGCAACAAUCCGUAAGAGGGGACGCGCAAGCAUCUCGAGUCAUUGGUGUGGCGCUGUGGUCAUCUCGAAGCGGCAUCUCCUGACUGCCGCCCACUGUCUCUACGGUCAACUGAAGGGUGGAUUCUUUGUGCGCGUCGGAGAUCACUAUGCCGACAUCGCGGAACAUUCCGAGGUGGACUCGUUCAUCGAGAGGUGGUAUACACACGAACAGUUCCGACAGCCCACACACAUGAACAAUGACAUUGCCGUUGUGGUGCUAAAGACACCACUGAAAUUCAACGACUAUGUGCAGCCGAUUUGUUUGCCGGACCUCGAUGCACCGCUCCUUGAGAAUCGUACUUGUACCAUCUCCGGCUGGGGCUCCAUCAAAUCAGGCAUGUCCACUCCAUCCCAGGAGUUAAGAGCUGCACAGCUGCCAAUUUUGCCGGAGGACACGUGCAAGCAGAUGAAUGUGUACGGAGAUGCCAUGACGAAGGGCAUGUUCUGCGCGGGCUCCAUGGAUGAGAGCGUUGAUGCCUGUGAGGGUGAUUCAGGUGGCCCACUUGUCUGCUCCGAUGAGGAUGGUGAGACCCUAUAUGGCAUUAUAUCCUGGGGACAGCAUUGCGGCUAUCGGAAUCGUCCUGGCGUUUAUGUGCGCGUCUGUCACUAUAUCGAUUGGAUCUACGAGAAGAUCAAUCAAAGUUUGCGCCACUUUUAAACCAUCGCCCUCAGCAGUUAAAUUUCAUGGCAGCGCCUAAAAGUAGGCAAUAAAAAUUGCGCUCAGCUUCUUUUUGAUUUAUUUCGCGAGGGGGAAAACAAACAGGCGCGCAGAUUAAGCACAUAAUCAAUGCUAAUAAAAACACACAAUAACAACAAGAAUAACAAGAACAA
Molecule: messenger RNA, 11154 nt
Organism: Drosophila grimshawi
Lineage: Eukaryota; Metazoa; Arthropoda; Insecta; Diptera; Drosophilidae
Exons: 23
Coding region: 134-10981 (3615 amino acids)
Biological process (GO): proteolysis
Cellular component (GO): extracellular region; membrane
Molecular function (GO): chitin binding; serine-type endopeptidase activity; protein binding
Source: RefSeq, a predicted model, not a curated record